Rhopilema esculentum is the source of this 1516-nucleotide messenger RNA. RefSeq lists its product as uncharacterized. Lineage: Eukaryota; Metazoa; Cnidaria; Scyphozoa; Rhizostomeae; Rhizostomatidae. The record is from RefSeq and is a predicted model, not a curated record.
GCCGCGGGAAGUGCAACUUGGGUUUUGACAACUGCAACAACUAGUCCUAUGCACCACAACAACAGCGCAAAUUUUAGAAUUACACACUGAUCAGUGGAUCAUCCAAAAGAAUUAGAAGAGAACAUGGGUAAAAGAGAUAACAGGAUAGCAUUUGUAAAUCCAGUUGCUGCAUCUCGUUCUUCUGGUUAUACUGCCUCUGGUCCAACCGCAAGGGACUAUCUGAAUCGACCCAGGCCAACAUGGGAUGAAGUGAGAAGUUUGAUUGACAAAAAGAAUCAAGGGUCAUCAACAUUGGCAAAGUUUGAGGAAGAAAUGAAUGAGGCUUACAGAAAACGGCAAGAGAAGCAUAGGAACAGAAUUCUGGCAAAAGCUAACAGAAUUUCAAAGAAGAGAAAAAGAGCACGGUCAUCUUCUUUGUCAUCUUCCACUACUGAAUCAUCAAUAGAACACAGAAAAAGAGCAAAGAGAUUAAAGAAAAAGACGUCAAAGAGAAGAAAGAAGUAUCUCUCAAAAGAACGAGAAUAUGAAACUAACAGUUCUGCAGAGGAUACUGACAUGGAGAGGGAAGAAAAAACCAAGAGGCAAAAUAAAUACAACAAGCUGGGAAAGGAAAGUGACACCUCUGAAUGGGAAGAGGUGACUACAGAGAAGACAAAAACCCGGAAGAAAAAAAAAUUGAAGAAAAAGAAGAAGAAGAAUCGAUGAUGAGUUACCUUUUGAGCUUGAGUUUUGCUACCUUAGUUGACCAGCUGUCAGUCUUGUUCAUCAGGGUGGCUUUUUGAAAGAUAUGAGAUCUACCACAGGAGAAUUCGCAAAGCCGCCUGGUUUUAUGAAACUGUUUCGCAGGAAUCACGUUGAUGAGAUUUGUUGGUUUUUGUUUUGCCUAAUCAUGGACGCUAGGGGAUGUUUUGAAGGGAAAAGAGUAACGUAGAUUGCAAAACCACUAGGAUUUUCCAUCUUAAGCGUCAACCUGAUAUCGCUUUUUAUUGGUUCUACUGGAAGCAAGAGAACAUUUGCAUUCACUCUGUUUACAUGUUGUGAUCCCUAGAGAGAUCGCUGAAUUUUAUUUCUCUGAAGCACCAAGAAGCACUUUUCAGACUUCUUUUUUAAAGAAAACUUUACACACAAUGGAUGUCACUAAGUGGAGCUGGUACAUCAACGAGAUGUUUUCACCACGCCUAUGGGACCAUAUUUUUUUGUGAAGUGAAGGGGAUUUCGAGUAUCACUCUGAACAAAUGAACAGCUUGUAAAAGAUAGUCUCAGGGACUGAAACAAACACAGAAGUAGCUUAAGACUUGGGCAGAAUCUUGCUUGCUCAAGCUAUCGUUCACUAAUGAAACAUUCUCAACGCAUUUUCAGUCCAUGAGUUCAUUACAAAAUUGUUGAAUUUAAUAUUUUGCUAUAUUUGCAAAUUCAGUUGCUUUAUGGGUGUAUUUGCAUGCCUGUUUUCCUUCCCACAUAAAAAUUUCAGGGUGUUAGUCAAGCUGACGUAGAGCAAAUUAAGUUUCGUGGGAUU